Molecule: messenger RNA, 852 nt
Organism: Chaetomium fimeti
Lineage: Eukaryota; Fungi; Ascomycota; Sordariomycetes; Sordariales; Chaetomiaceae
Product: S-adenosyl-L-methionine-dependent methyltransferase
Exons: 9
Coding region: 1-852 (283 amino acids)
Source: RefSeq, a predicted model, not a curated record
AUGAGGUUUAGGCACGAAAAUGGGCGCUCAUACCACGGCUGGAAGCCAGAAAGGGGAUAUAUCUUGCCCAGUGAUGAGCAAGAAAGCGACCGGUUGGAUAUGCAGCAUCACAUCUUUUACUUGACCCUCGACGGCGCACUACAUAUUUCGCCUGCCGGGAAGGAGGGCGCGCCGCUAAAACGAGUGCUAGAUGCCGGGACGGGCACGGGAAUCUGGGCAAUGGACUUUGCCGACACACACCCUGGCACACAUGUCAUCGGCCUCGAUUUGAGCCCGAUUCAACCAGGCUUCGUCCCACCAAACCUAGCCUUCUACGUCGACGACCUCGAGGAAGACUGGGAGUUCAGCGAACCCUUCGACUUCAUCUACGGCCGCAUGCUCGCGGGGGCCUUCACCGACUGGCCGCGAUUCAUGCAGCGCUCGUUUGACAACCUCUCCCCCGGCGGCUGGCUCGAGCUCUGCGACAUCACCUUCCCCACCCUCUCCGACGACGGCACCCUGUCGCCCGGCGCGCCCCUCUCCCAGUGGAACGACCACGUCAUCCGCGCCGGCCACAUGCUCGGCCACUCCAUCGAGUGUGCCAAGCACUACCGCCAGCAGAUGAUCGAUGCGGGCUUUGUCAAUGUCCAGGCGAAGCUGUAUAAGUGGCCGAUCAAUGCGUGGCCGAAGGAUGUGCGGUAUAAGGAGAUUGGCAUGUGGUCGGAGCAUAACUUCUGCGGCGGCUUGUACGGGCUCAGCGUGGCGCUGUUCACGCGCGCGCUCGGCUGGACGUCGGAAGAGUUGGAGGUGUUUUUGGUGGGUGUGAGGAAGGAUCUGAGGAAUAGGCAGAUCCAUGCUUAUUGGCCCAUGUGA